This is a messenger RNA of Gadus macrocephalus (Pacific cod), 2954 nucleotides long. RefSeq lists its product as uncharacterized. Bases 391 to 2100 code for a protein of 569 amino acids. The record is from RefSeq and is a predicted model, not a curated record. Gene Ontology annotation, molecular function: GTP binding. NCBI's taxonomy places the organism in Eukaryota, Metazoa, Chordata, Actinopteri, Gadiformes, Gadidae. The transcript has 4 exons.
GGUGUAGCCCACCCAGCUCAGCUUUAAGAGGCGCCGUAGAGAAACUGAGCUCUCAUCCUGCUCUCAGCCGGGACAGCCAAGGUCUACCCGGAGCUGGUCUUACCUCUGUGUUGAAGGCUGAACCUGGACCUGGGCCAGACCGAUACCACCAGAAAAUCUACGGAAACGUGCGACAAACCUUCAUUGAAUCUGCUCAACCCCCCAUCGCGCCAACUGACCAACCCGGGGAACCAAUGUGAUCACAUCAGGGAUAUUUCUACGAGAAUCAACCUGGUGUCAGACGGGGAACAAACUGUUGAUUGUUAGGGCUAACCUUCCUGCUAUCUUCUCAACUCCUCAGAAGAUCUUACAACCGUUUGAAUUAGUCAGAAUUCUGAGAAGUUAACAAAUAUGGAAAGAACAUUUCAGCAGAAGCAGUUGGCAGAAGCUGUCAAGAAAGAAGGCAGUAAGAUUAAAGGACCUUCAGGUACUCUGGACGUUUACACUCUUCCUCUGAAAACCCAGUCCAUGAAGAUAGAGGGAUGCAAAUGCUUCAUAUUUGGAAAAGAAAACCGUGGUAAAAAGAACCGCACCAUCAUGGUUCUAGGAGCCACGGGGGCGGGCAAGUCCACCCUGAUCAACAGGAUGAUCAACUACAUCCUUGGGGUCACAUGGGACAAUAAAUUUAGAUUCAAGUUGGUAGACGAAGGCACGGCCAAGUCUCAGGCUCACAGCCAGACCUCUGAAGUCACCGUGUACAAGCUCAACCACCGAGAGGGCUUCCAGAUCAACUACUCCCUGACUAUUGUGGACACGCCGGGUUUCGGAGACACGAGAGGCAUAGAUAGAGAUGGGUUGAUUAUGAGUCAGCUAGAACAUUUAUUCUCGGCUAAAAGUGGAAUCAGCGAGAUUGAUGCCAUUUGCUUCGUGGCCCAAGCGUCUCUAGCUCGGCUUACAACGACACAGAAGUACGUCUUUGAUUCGGUGCUCCGCAUAUUUGGCAAAGAUGUGGCAGAGAACAUCCAGAUUCUGGUGACAUUUGCAGAUAACACAAUACCUCUGGUUCUCGGGGCGAUCAAAGAGUUUGGGGUCCCAUGUCCUAAAACUAAAAAAGGUUUACCAAUUCACUUCAAGUUCAAUAACUCUGACAAAAUAAUACCUGGUGCAAACAACAAAGAUGAGAGCAAUGAUGAGGAUGAUGAUGAUGAUGAUGAUGAUGAUGAUGAUGAUGAUGAUGAUGAUGUUGAAGAAGGCUUUGAUAAAAAGCGUUGGGACAUGGGAACCAAAAACAUGAAGAAAUUCUUUUCUGCUCUAAACGUCAUUAAGACCAAGAGCUUGACCUUAACCAAGGAGGUGCUCAGACAGAGAGCUCAGCUGGAGAUCUCCAUUGAGAAUAUCCAGAUGAAGGUGAAAUUGGCCUUAACUAAACUUGAGGAGGUUAAUCAAGAAUCUCAAAUUCUCAAAACACACAAAUCAGCGAUCAAAGAAAAUGGGAAAUUUGAUUAUGAGGUCAGCGUCACAAGGCCUGUUAAAGUUCAAGCCGAUGAAUCCUCAUUGAACUGUGAGAAAUGUGAUGUAACUUGCCACAAAUCCUGCGGGGUAAUACUUGGUGCCACUUAUUUUUGUGAGGUCUUUACCUGGGGGGGUUCCUGCAAAGAAUGCAAAGGCGAGUGCGGUGUGACGGAGCAUGUCCUCGAGGCUUUCUACUGGGAUUCCGAGACGGUGAACGAGAAACGAACCUAUGAGGGGCUGAAAAAAAAGUAUGAGAAAGCCUCUAAGAAAGCCAUGUCCAUUGAGGACAUCAUCAAACAGAUGAAGCUGGAGUACCGCCAACUAGAGGAAGAGGUGGUCAGGCUGAUGGAGUGCUCAGCCCAGUGUCUCACCACCCUGAAGGAGAUCGCUCUGAGGCCCGAUCCAAUCUCAACACCUGAAUACAUCGACAUGCUGAUAGAGGGAGAGAAGUCAGAGGCCAAGCCUGGCUACCUGAAGCGCAUCAAUAAACUCCAGGAUCUGAAGAAAAAGGCCAUUACCAUUGGGGAGGUUGCUAGUGGGGCCACAGUAGACUCAAUUUUGCGGCCGGACAGUCCAGUGGUUAGCGCAAACCCCCCGGAAAAUAAGUAAAUAUAGGUUAUUAUUACACGGCUCUUCUCAAUGCUGUAGAAUUUUCCCUUCACUUGCAUGGGAUUUAUUUACAAGGAUGCUCUUGAUGAGAAUUGACGGAGUAAUGGAAUUGAUAGAAAUUAAACAUGUAGUUAAAAAUGUUUUCUUUUUAAAUUUUCUUUCUUGCUGGGUUUUGUCAGAGUAAAUUGCUUAAAAACAUUAUGAUAUGUGAAUGCAUUUGUGCUCGUUCUUCCUUGCUUCACUGGUUUGUUUAGCCCAGAUGCUGUGUGUGGAGCCCCUCUCUCUUCUCGUUAAUCUGGACCUGACAACCUGUUCGCUCUCUGGCUGAGGUAACAUAGAGUGAGACCCCUGUGAUUCGCUCAGUCUAGAUCACGAUGUUGAAAUGAAAAAAAAUAGGAGUUUAUUUCCCUGAUUUUGAUUUUGUUUCUCUUGUUCUGUGUACUUUAUAUGCUUGGCAGCAGUCACUGAGUGUAUUGACUUAAUGCUUCUUUGUCCUAACUUUUCAAGUUAAUUGUGAAAAUGCCUAUGUGUACGUAACACACACAUCAGCACAUUGGAUUAUGACUGUGAUGUGCUUUCAUCAUAAGAUAAAUAUAUUUCUUAUUAUUUUUUAAUUCAUGGUUUGUUUUAUUCUUUAUAAGUUUCUGAAUGUAGAUGUUAGGGCAAUUCAUGAUACAUUACUUUUAAGUUUGGGUCCCGGGGAGACACAAAUUUAUCCUUUGGGUCUCGAAGUGAAAAGGUUUGGAACCACUGUAUUAGAGUACAAGAACCAAGGCUUUAAAACAAUAUUUACUAAAGUAUAAUCAUGUUGAAGAAUGCGUUACCUAAAAGAGAAUUAAAGAUGAUUACAAUGA